AUGACUGCCAGCACACCAGUAGCAGUUGCAGCAGGUGCAACAACAACAAGAACAACAAUCACAAUAUUUUCUGCAUUACAGAACUCGACCUCUAUCACUAGUACUAUGACUGUCAGCAAGCCAACAGCAAUUGCAAUAGGAACAACUUUAGGCACAACAACAACAACAACAAUCACAACAUUUUCUGCAUUACAGAACUCGACCUCUAUCACUAGUACUAUGACUGUCAGCAAGCCAACAGCAAUUGCAGUAGGAACAACUUUAGGUACAACGACAACUACAACAACAAUCACAAUAUUUUCUACAUUGCAGAACUCUACCUUCGCCACUAGUACUAUGACUGUCGGCAAACCAACAGCAGUUGCAGCAGGUGCAACAACAACAAGAACAACAAUCACAAUAUUUUCUGCAUUACGGAACUCUACCUCUAUCACUAGUACUAUGACUGUCAGCAAGCCAACAGCAAUUGCAAUAGGAACAACUUUAGGCACAACAACAACAACAACAAUCACAACAUUUUCUGCAUUACAGAACUCGACCUCUAUCACUAGUACUAUGACUGUCAGCAAGCCAACAGCAAUUGCAGUAGGAACAACUUUAGGUACAAUGACAACUACAACAACAAUCACAAUAUUUUCUACAUUACAGAACUCUACCUUCGCCACUGGUACUAUCACUGCCAGCACACCAGUAACAAUUGCAGUAGGAACAACUUUAGCUACAACCACAACUACAACAACAACUACAACAACAAUCACAAUAUUUUCUACACUACAGAACUCCACCUUGGCCACUAGUACUGUGACUACCAGCACAUCAACAACAGUUGCAGGAACAACUUUAGGUAUGUGUAGUAGCCAGGUUCGAACAGAACUAAUGACGUUAUGGUAAUACUAUUCGACAAGGCAAACAAAUAUAUGCGAGUGAUUAAUGAAUGAGCUUUUGAAAGCUUUUAUAAGGAGAAAGAGACGAAUAUUACAAUGGUGCGAUGAUUGAAGAAACAGUUCAACGCAUUUCAGAAUUGCCACCAAUAAACUGAUGCCACAGUAGAAGCCAUCGGUAGAUUGUGGUUUCUUGUAAAGAAAAUCAGAAAAUUCCAUGUCAGCACGAC
Messenger RNA from Didymodactylos carnosus, 1111 nucleotides. Lineage: Eukaryota; Metazoa; Rotifera; Eurotatoria; Philodinida; Philodinidae. The record is from the annotation of a GenBank genome assembly.